Messenger RNA from Bacillus rossius redtenbacheri, 1336 nucleotides. Its product is annotated as lysophospholipase-like protein 1. NCBI's taxonomy places the organism in Eukaryota, Metazoa, Arthropoda, Insecta, Phasmatodea, Bacillidae. Gene Ontology annotation, cellular component: cytoplasm. Gene Ontology annotation, biological process: protein depalmitoylation. The transcript is spliced from 5 exons. Bases 330 to 1028 code for a protein of 232 amino acids. Gene Ontology annotation, molecular function: carboxylic ester hydrolase activity; palmitoyl-(protein) hydrolase activity. The record is from RefSeq and is a predicted model, not a curated record.
AGUAGUUUAAUUAAUAUUGUUUAUUGUAUCUAUGGAAAAAAUGUCCCUCGUGUUUAUUAAAUUUAUCAGUGUGUAUUUGGAUUAUUAAGUUAAGAACUUCAUAGCAUGAAUGCAAACGCUUCUCUACCUAAUUAAUCUUAUUUCGAUAGAAUGUUAAACAGAACGGAUUAUACGAAAUUUGUAAUUUUGUACUUGACGAAUACUGAGAGAUUACGUGUGUUUGCAAUGAAUGUUUAUUUUUACCCAAGCUAACAUGCAAGUCAUAAUGCGUUAUAUUGUGCAUUUUGUUUAGGUGAAUAUUACAAUUUUCUCUCACGUAGAAAAAAAGUAUGGCAGGUUCACUGUUAAGGGGACCAUUUACUUGCUUCACUUCUAAAUCCAAUUCUGGAACGGUAUUUUUUCUGCAUGGUUCAGGAGAUAGUGGCGAAGGGGUCAAGACAUGGAUCAAAGGCCUGUUGAAGACUGAUGAAGUCAUCCCUCACAUGCGUGUGGUAUUCCCCACUGCUCCACUGAGGCCGUACACUUAUCUUGGUGGUGAGCUCUCAAAUGUGUGGUUUGAUCGAAUCGCACUUUCUCCGUCAGUAGAAGAGCACCAUGAGACCAUUAACAAAAUGGCAGAUGAGCUCAUAAUGAGCAUUGAAAAUGAAGUUGCAACAGGCGUUCCACUGAAUAGAAUAGUAGUUGGUGGUUUUUCAAUGGGGGGUGCUAUGGCCAUGCACAUUGGUUACAGAUACCUGCCAGGUUUAGCAGGAGUUUUUGCGCUCUCUUCUUUUCUUAAUGACAAGUCUUCAGUGUAUGAGCACUUGAAGAAUAGCGACAAAGGAAUGCAGUUCCCUCCUCUUUACAUGUGCCACGGUAGCCGUGACACACUGGUGCCGCCCAGCUGGGGCAAAGACACGCAUGACCGGCUGUGCGAGUUGGGAGUUGGAGCUCAGUUCCACGUGGUGCGGAAUGCGUUCCACGAACUGACUGGUGGCGAACUGAGACAGCUCUUUGACUGGAUAUCCACCCGUGUUCCGCCACCUUGACGCUGCUCAGGCUCGUUCUCGACGGCACGGAAGCAGACACAUGUCACCCAGUGGGGUAGAUGAAUCAAGUAUCACACGUGGACACGAAAGCUUACCGAUUACAUGCAACGAAGAUGAUCGGCACCUAAUGUUUUUGUUUAUGUGAAAGCCUGUGAGGAAUAGUAGAUAAGUAUUUUUUCACAGUAUUUGUUUUAAUUUUUAAUGCGUUAAAAGUUGUUAAAAUUUUACCAUUUUAUAUAAUUAUUUUGUGGUAUAUUUUCAUUGUGUGUUAAUGUCCAAAUAUGAUUAUAUUCUUGCCUUAAAAAUUA